This is a messenger RNA of Penicillium taxi, 2610 nucleotides long. Its product is annotated as WD40 repeat domain-containing protein. Gene Ontology annotation, cellular component: anaphase-promoting complex. The transcript has 2 exons. Gene Ontology annotation, molecular function: ubiquitin ligase activator activity; protein binding; anaphase-promoting complex binding. Bases 1 to 2610 code for a protein of 869 amino acids. Gene Ontology annotation, biological process: anaphase-promoting complex-dependent catabolic process; positive regulation of ubiquitin protein ligase activity; positive regulation of anaphase-promoting complex-dependent catabolic process. The record is from RefSeq and is a predicted model, not a curated record. NCBI's taxonomy places the organism in Eukaryota, Fungi, Ascomycota, Eurotiomycetes, Eurotiales, Aspergillaceae.
AUGCCAAUGAUAGAUUUACAAUAUCACUCCUUCGAAGAUGCCUUCAAAACCGGCAAUUUUCGUGUCUCUUUAGCCUCAGGUCGCUCUCAUGAGUCUGAUCCUACUGGACUAAGCAGUCUGCCCGGAAUAAAUCAAUUUUCAAUUAUCAACUUACCGCGUUUAAAAUCACCCAUCAGUCCCCUGGUGUCAUUUUCACUCAAAACUAAACCCACAUUCAUUCUCACCCCGCCUUUCGAGAAAAAGAAAGGGCCCGAGAGACGGUCUCCCAUUCGAGGCCGUAGUAGAGUCAGAAGCCCUUUGAAUGAUGAUGCUGCAAGAAAAGCCUUUCAAAGCCCAAUCUCACCUGACAGGUUCAUUCCAAAGAGGAAAUUUGAAGACUUUCCAUCCACUCAUUUCCGCCUCAACAAGGACCCAUCUCAAUUGUCUCCUCGAGAAAAAAUUCUGCGACAGCGUCCGCCCGAAGAUGAUCCGUUUAUGCCAGUUCCAGGUCGGUUUAUUGGAUUUCCUGGGAAGAACCCAUCACGGACCUGGCUUUACCUGCGACCACAGCAGCCUCAUCUUAUCAAUGACCUUUGUGCUGUAGAAUCUAAUCGUGCAAGUGACUUCUUGAGGCAGAUCAGUGCCGGUUCUAUUUGGGGCGUGGGUGGAACCUCAGCCAUGCCGGGUGACUCUUUGGCGACGCUCACAGUUCCUCAGAGUUUGUCGGUCAGAAGAUCAAUUGCGCCCGCCUAUGUUGCGAGAUUCCUGCCCAAGUGCACAUUGAAAGAUGAACAAAAUAAACAUGAAUCAAGAAUUGCGCUUGCAUUGGACAUUGACCCUACAACUAGGCUUUUCGGCACUUGUUCGCCAUGUAUCGAUGUGCCUCUCAGUCCAAUACAUGUGGACUAUGAGCGACUCUCGCCAUUUAUAUGGAGGGAUGGGACCUGGAGGAAGGCUGAAAAGGAGCAUUGCCCCAAGACUGUUUCCACACCAGAAGUCGUUCCUUCCAAGCCUUUUCGCAUUUUAGAUGCACCACAUUUGCGGGACGACUUUUACUGCUCAAUAUUAGCAUACUCAAUUUCGGCUGGUAUCCUCGCUGUUGGCCUCGCACAAUCCGUUUACCUUUGGUCAGAGGGCUUCAUUUUGGACCGCACGCCCUUUAGAGAUGUCCAUCCAGCGAACUACGUGACCUCACUUUCGUUCUCAUCAGACCAUUGUGGGCGAAGUAUUCUGGCCGUUGCUCGCCAUUCUGGACAGCUGACCCUAUGGAGCAUUCUCGAAAAGAAACCCCGAUUUGAUAUAAGCCACCCCAACAGUCUUUCAUGUGUAGUCUUCAAGCCAACGUCUUCUCGAAGGCCUUCAGAGGGAUUCUUCAAUACUACGGUUGAUGCAGAGGAUCUCGUUGCUGGCGACGAAAUCGGCAAUAUUUGGUACUACUCUAUCGAAUGGCCCAAAGUACAUAAUAAAUAUAGUUGGACUGGCUCUAUAACUCUUUUGGCAAAAAUUUCUGCGCAUACUCAACAAAUCUGUGGCCUGGCCUGGUCUCCUGACGAUAAAUUUCUCGCCACGGGUGGUAACGACAACACAUGCAUGCUUUUUGAACUAAGCGAGAUUCUUCCAUCGCCACCACCGGAUGAGCCUUCAUUCUUAUCUGCUUACUCGUCGAGGGCCUCUUCUGGGAACUUGAGCCUUUCUGCAUUUCCAUGUCUUAUUCCAAGCCCUAACCCAAGUCGACUUAUUGGUGGGCCACAACUCAUCAAUCGUCUACUUCCGUCAUGGAUCCCAUUUCCUCCUGCCAGUAGCUUAAACCCAAUUCCGCUUCUGAGCAACAUAGGGUGUCUCAUUGCGGGUCAAGGCAGGACUGCUAUAAUUCCUAGGAAUCACCAGAAGUACCGUCUGAUGCAUGGAGCAGCAGUCAAAGCAAUCGCAUUUGCACCAUGGCAGCCAUCGCUGUUGGCAACAGGAGGAGGCUCCAAUGAUCGAUCAAUCCACUUUUUCCAAGCCCGUACUGGAGUCAGCCUUGCUACUAUUACCGUAUUUGCGCAAGUGACAAGUUUGAUUUGGAGCCAAACCCGGCAUGAGGUUGCCGCAACUUUUGGAUAUGCCCAGCCGGAGCACCCAUUUCGGAUUGCUGUAUUUGCUUGGCCUAGCUGCGCGCAAGUCGCUGUCAUUCCUUGGGGUCUUCACGGCAGUAGCUGGGACGGGCAUAUUCCACCCAAUUAUGAUUGUGGCCGAGCACUGUGGGCUGUGAGCUAUCCAGGGAGACCCCCUAACUGCCAUUUGAAUGUUAGAGGUCAAGACCCAGGUUUCGCUCGUCUACCUCACGCAUCCUCCGAGUCCCCAGGCUUAAGUAAUUCUCGUCAUGCAUACGAGGAACGCGGGCGUGAACGUGAAAGACGAGAGAGGAGACAGCCGAUCAUUCGGCCCAAGGAGAAAGAAGGGGGAAUGUGGUGUCCAGGAACAAUGGAAGAAGGAUGUAUCAUCGUUGCCUCAAGCGACCAAACAAUCAAAUUCCAUGAAGUUUGGUCUGGAAAACAUAAAUCUAUCGGGUCUGCUGGACUUUUCGGCGGAAGUGAUAUCCUUCAGGGUAUUGAGGGUAUUGAGAGGUCAGGGCACGAAGUCAUUCGCUAG